Molecule: messenger RNA, 2446 nt
Organism: Solanum pennellii
Lineage: Eukaryota; Viridiplantae; Streptophyta; Magnoliopsida; Solanales; Solanaceae
Product: E3 ubiquitin-protein ligase MIEL1
Exons: 11
Coding region: 73-756 (227 amino acids)
Biological process (GO): ubiquitin-dependent protein catabolic process; protein ubiquitination
Cellular component (GO): nucleus
Molecular function (GO): zinc ion binding; ubiquitin protein ligase activity
Source: RefSeq, a predicted model, not a curated record
UAUAUUCCGCACCGCACCAUUUGGCCACACGCAACCAAAUUUCACCACAUACCUCUACUCUCGAACCUUUACAUGGAAGAAGACGGUGAGAAUUUUGUCGUUGAUCAACCGCCGCCGCCCGAAGAGGAGCUCGAUAGACAAGAUGUCGGAAAGUUGCUUUAUGGAUGUGAUCAUUAUCGGCGACGCUGUAAACUCCGAGCCCCUUGUUGCAAUGAAAUAUUCACUUGCCGUCACUGCCACAACGAGGCCAAGAAUGCUUUGACCAAUCCCAAGGAACGGCACGAACUUGUGCGCCACAAUGUUAAGCAAGUUGUUUGUGCUGUAUGCGACACUGAACAACAGGUUGCUGAGAUCUGUUCAGAGUGUGGCGUCAAAUUUGGGGAGUACUAUUGUGAAAUUUGUAGAUUUUACGAUGACAAUAGAACAAAGGGGCAGUUUCACUGUGAUGACUGUGGAAUUUGCAGGGUCGGUGGUCGAGAAAACUUCUUCCACUGCAAGAAGUGUGGAUCCUGCUAUUCGGUGGAGCUGCGUGAUAAUCACUUGUGUGUGGAGAACUCAAUGAAGAACCAUUGUCCCAUCUGUUAUGAGUUUCUUUUCGACUCAGUGAAAGGCACCACAAUUAUGAAGUGUGGACAUACAAUGCAUAUGGAAUGCCACACAGAGAUGAUCCAUCAGAACCAGUAUCGCUGCCCUAUAUGCUCCAAGUCUGUUCUCAACAUGUCCGGAACUUGGCAAAGAUUAGAUAUGGAGGGAUAGGAGGAUGGAGGGGAUUAUUACAUAGGUGUGUUUGAUCCCUCACCACAUGGUGAAGAUUGAAGGGCUCACAGCAUGUGAGCUAUCCUCCAAUCCAGUGCUGAUAUAGCUUAAACUGAUAGGAGGUUGAAAGGACAUAGAGAGAAAUCAAAGUCGAUCCUUUCUUUCCUUGGCAUUUUUCUGGAGUGAAGUUGAUUGUGCUGUAACUGUCUUUCGGCUUACUGGUUUUGCCUCGAUUUUUUUUGAAGAGCAACCUUUAUUUUUUUGUUGGGAAACUGGUAACAUUGAAGGGCAACCUUAUUUUAAGGAAGUAAUAUUAGAGAAACGAGAAAUAUAGAUAUUGUUUUUUUCUUGAAACUUUUUUAGAGUCACAUAUCUAAAAAAGCAGGGUUUUUGUUAUUGAGAGACAAAACACAAACCUAAACAUAAACCCGUGAAGUUCAAAUCCUACAUUUGCUGUUUAAAAGCAUGGGUUUUGUCACUGAGAGAAUGGAGAGCCAGUAAUUUAACAUAUAUAUAUAUAUAUAUAUAUAUAUAUAUAUAUAUAUAUAUAAUUUUCUUUGUUUUGUGCCUUUUGGAUCUUGUGAGAAAUAUUGGAAAAAGAAUAUUAUUGAAUUGUUGUUGUUUCUAUAUUAUUACAUUGAGACCUUGUUUAUAGACAAGUAGGAUACUAUUUACUAUUCCUAUUUCUAUUUGUAUUCCUAUUCCUAUUCUAAUAGGAUUAUAUAAACUUAAUACUAUUCUAAUAGGAUUGUAUAAACCUCUUCCUAUUCUAAUAGGUUGUAUAUACCUGUUACUAUUUUGAAGUAUAUGGAUAAUGUUGGAAUCAAUAAAUGAGUCGAUAUUACACAAGAAAGUCACCGAAAAUUUGCUUAGAACAUGCUCAUACGCCAAAGUAUUAGAUUUGAUGGUGAAAGUGGUCACAAUCUAAGAAAUAAAAUUAUAUGGGUAGGGUUGGAAUGAUGGAACGACCUAACUAGAAAACAAAAAUCAUAUAGGAAAGGUCGGAUUGAUGGUACGCCCCUAUUAAAAAGGAGAAAUAAUAUAGGUCGGGUCGGAAUGAUGGCACAACCUUACGCAAAUCUAAUUUGAAUUACCGGAAAGACGUAUGGAACUAUGCAAAUCAAAUUUGAGGAGUCACCGAAAAGAGACGCGGUGCUAUGCAACUCAGAUAUGAAAAGUAGUUCGAAAAAAUCCAUGGUACUACGCAAAUAAAAUAUGAAAAGUAGUCCUGAGAUGCACAGUGCUACGCAAAUAAGAUAUGCAAAAAAAAAGGUAGUCACCGAAAAAAAAGGUAGUCACCGAAAGGAUGUCACAGUGCUACACAAAUUAAAUAUGAAAAAGCAGUCACCGGAAAUAUCGCACGGUGCUACAGAUAUAGGAUACAAAAAAGUAGUCACCGGAAUGAUGGAACGGUGCUCUACAGAAAUCAGAUUUGAGAAAGUAGUCACUGUAAUGAUUGCACAGAGCUAUACAAAUUAAUUAUGAAAAAAGUAAUUGCCGAAAAGAUGGCACGGUGCUACACAAAUUAAAUAUGAAAGUAGUCGCCGAGAAAAUGACACGGUGCUACAAGUUUUGCUAACAUAAUCGUUGGCCAGACGGGCGGCAUAUAUGGGUAAUAGCCGCCCGCCGGCAGUGGAAGCUCUUUGAUCUAUACCAAGAUCGCGCAGAGGCUCUGAUACCAUAUGAGAAA